AUGGAGGACGGCAAGAGAAAUAUAAGUGGUGCUCUGCCCAAGGAAGCCUCUGACAAGUUUCACGCAAUUCACCAAGAACUUAAUACAUGGUUUGAUAUAAGUUCUUGCAAGUUUGAGCCAACUUCAGCUCCGGAUCAGGCUCAAGAAUUUUCCAACAACUUGUCUUCUUCAGACAACAUUAUGCAGCAGAUCUCUGACACAUCGUUUGAGUGUAAAGAUUUGCAAACAAAGCUGAGUGGCGACUUGGUGAUCAUCCUCGCCCAGUUUGUUGAUAGAGUUCUGAGUUUUAUAGCAAAGAAUGGAAAGGCAGGUUAUAAAUCUGUCAUUCCUGAUGCUCCUGGUGCUGAAUCUCAUCUUCCAACGAAAUCGCUGGCUGCAAAGGUUGGAGUAUUGGUUAACGAGUAUGUUGAAGCCAUGGGAAAGGAUAAUCUCAAGCAGGGGCUUAUAGCUGCGAUGCACAUUGCAGGGGAAGGGAACUUAUACGUAUUUGAACAGCUAAAUUUUCCACCAUGUUUCGACCUCUCCAGUCUAGUAGAAACACCUUGGAAGCUUCUGCCUCCAAGCCACAGGAUAGGCAUCCCUCAACCAUGGUACAAGUAUUUGAAUGCUGAACAAGUAGUGCAACAGUCCCAGGAAAAGAUGGCUGAGAGACGUGCUAGGAGGGCGUCUCGUAAACGUGCUAAGAAGGAUGCAGCUAAGGCUCGUGCACGGGCAAAUCUGGUGGUGGACCAACAGUCCCAGGAAACGAUGGCUGAGAGACGUUCUGGGAGGGCGUCUCGUAGGCGUGCUAAGAGGGAUGCAGCUAAGACUCGUGCAGGGGCAAAUAUGGUGGACCAACGGUGGCCAUCAGUUAGCUCUCUCAUGUCUGGCGAAGCAAGCGGCAGCGCUGGAACAGAUUUGCGCUUCCUUGUGAGUCGUCGAAAGAUGCGUGCAGAUCGUCUUGCUGAGGAGAGCGCACAGAUUACUGAAGAGAGUGAACUGAAUGAGCAAAUGGAUCGACUGAGGCUUACGUCUCUUAUAGCUCUCACGGAGAAUUCUUACGGAGCAACCGAGACGCCUCCUGUGGAAGGAUGUGCCCAAGCACCAGCAAAUCUGGUGGACCAACGGUUGGAAUCAAGUGAGGGCAUGUAG
Molecule: messenger RNA, 1131 nt
Organism: Microthlaspi erraticum
Lineage: Eukaryota; Viridiplantae; Streptophyta; Magnoliopsida; Brassicales; Brassicaceae
Source: the annotation of a GenBank genome assembly